CCGUCAUUUGACCUAUCUUGUGUUUUUGAACCUUUCAGCUCCAAGACUACCACUCCUACCCUCCCCCCUACUCUUUAGGAACCCCUCGACGCCGCACACCAUGUCCAAUCCCCAGCAGACCUCAGAAGCAGGGCCAUCCUCCACUCCUGCCGCUGCCGCCGCCGGCCCUUCCACCGACAUUUUUCCAACAGGUCACGGCGCCAUAAUUCUCAAGCUCGUUCAAGAAUUAGAAGAUGUUCCCGACGAAGGAAAUCCCAAAAUCAAGGAGGCUCUCGGGGAGUUUCUAGAGAUCUUUCCAAAGAUCGAAAAGGUCGCGCUACAGAAAGAGGAAGCUAGUGAACUGGGAGACAUUAAAAGCGAAGAAGAACUGCGAGCGGCAUACGCCAAGCUCCGCAAGCGUACCCUCGAAUUGAACAGCGCAUUCAAUUCCCUCCUGUCCGUCACGUCCACCCAAUUCGUCACACUAGCAGACUUCUGCGUCGAAUCGGGCGCCAAAGCAGCUGCGUUUAAGAACGAGAUGGCAGAGAAGCUGAGGGUGCACGAUGAGAAGAUGAUAUCAAUGGAGGAAGAACAGGCGAGAAUCUUGAAGGAGAUUACAGUUAGAUCAAGGUGUGUGUCGGAGAAUAGGGUUUUGAAGAUGGAGGCGCAGAAGUUGAGGUCGCAGGUGAUCAAUUUGGAAAAGGAGUUGAGAAAGGCGAAAAAGUCAUAGGUUGUUUUUGGAGAAGGUUGUACGUAUAUCACCUGCGGGCUGUUUUGCUAUCGUGUUGUAAGAUGUGACAUGAGGUCUCCAAUA
Cryptococcus amylolentus CBS 6039 is the source of this 793-nucleotide messenger RNA. RefSeq lists its product as hypothetical. Lineage: Eukaryota; Fungi; Basidiomycota; Tremellomycetes; Tremellales; Cryptococcaceae. The coding region runs from base 101 to 709 and encodes 202 amino acids. The transcript is spliced from 3 exons. The record is from RefSeq and is a predicted model, not a curated record.